Molecule: messenger RNA, 1080 nt
Organism: Pseudovirgaria hyperparasitica
Lineage: Eukaryota; Fungi; Ascomycota; Dothideomycetes; Acrospermales; Acrospermaceae
Exons: 2
Coding region: 52-1080 (342 amino acids)
Source: RefSeq, a predicted model, not a curated record
CAUUUCUAUCAUAAAUCUUCUCAUUUAUUCGCCUUCUACUCACUGCUCAACAUGCGUCCAAGCGUGGUUGUAUCUCUUCUCGCACUCCUCGCGAGCAGCCUGCCUCUUGCCAACGGACGUGCUGUUUGUAGAGACGCAGAUCUUACGACCUGCAACUCUCUGGACGCUCGAGGAAUCUCACCUGGAAAGGUUCCAGACCCUCCCAAAGAUCCUUUUCGCGAUCCGUCCCACAGUCCAGACUCGGAUACACCUUCGAACCCCUUCAGGGAUCCUUCCAGUUCCCCUGACAUACCGAGCUCUCCGGCUUUGUCUUGGGGCAACGUCGCCGAUGGCAAGAGCAUCAAGUUUGACGAUGCCAAGCUGGAAGCCCAGCGGGCUAAGGGUGCGAAGAUGAUUACCGACCUGGAGGACGCUAUCAAGAACAACGGGGGCAACAAGGGCGACCUUACAACCCUCGACGCUGCCGGCUACAAGGGCCAGGGCACCCUCCACGACAAGCCCAUCGACGAGAAAUACCUAGCCACCUUCCCCAUUAACGUCAACAUCCCCUGGCGCGGCGACCGCAUCACCAAGAAAGACGCCAACGACGAGAUCCUCACCACCUACGAAGACCCCGCCCAGGGCGCCAUAAUUGUCAAGGGCAGCUUUGGCAACGACCAUGACCCAAACCCCAACCUGCGCUGGACCUCCAUGGUCAUGAGCAACUGGCGCGCCGCCGGCAACCCCAAGGGCCUCAAGUACAUGGCACACGACAACGUGCAGCCCAUCCCCACCACAGACAGCAGCGGCAUCGUGCUCGAGUCCACGGUCGCGAUCCGCGCCGCAUUCGAUAAGAUGGGCGCCGACAAGACCAAGGACUUGAGCUUGGAUCCCAAGUCUACUAAUCCGGACGAGGUGGCGGCUUUCCAGCUUAUGGCGGCGCAGACGCAUGUUGCGCGCGCGUAUCAGAUGCUGAAGGACUAUCGCUCUGAACUGGGCGACCUUACUGUUUCGAAGGUCACGAUUAUGACGCCUGAGAAUGCGUCGAAGAGCUAUGAAUAUAGCAUUGUCAUCUCGUUUGGGCCUGGAAAGGCGGCGUGA